Argiope bruennichi is the source of this 657-nucleotide messenger RNA. RefSeq names its product serine protease 27-like. The record is from RefSeq and is a predicted model, not a curated record. NCBI's taxonomy places the organism in Eukaryota, Metazoa, Arthropoda, Arachnida, Araneae, Araneidae. Gene Ontology annotation, biological process: proteolysis. The transcript is spliced from 6 exons. Gene Ontology annotation, molecular function: serine-type endopeptidase activity. Bases 1 to 657 code for a protein of 218 amino acids.
AUGCUCAUGGAAGCAAAUUUAUUGAGGGACAGUUGCGAUUGUGGAAGAGAAAGUAUUGAAAGAGCCCCUUUCAUUUACCGAAUUGUGUCCACCACUUUCGUGCAGCCCCUCCAUAGAUAUCCAUGGAUAGUGCAAAUCCGUAUUGCUGGUGAGCAGUGGGGUGCUGGUGUAAUAAUUACUCCAAGUUAUGUACUGACUGCUGGUCAUGUGGGUAAAAACAUAUUGGUAGCGGCUUCGUAUUCCGAAGAUAAUGAAGUCUCUCUUAAAGAUGCGAGCGUGGCUGUGGCAACACAAUCCAAGAAUUCCGAAUUCGUGACAUUUCGGAUCCACCAAGUGAAGUUCCAUCCGAAAUUCGGAACAUACGGCGAAUAUCCCAUCUAUGACAUAGCUCUAUUGAAGCUGAAGGACACCAUCAUUUUUUCGAAGCGCAUCAGGCCGAUAUGUCUGACAGAUAACAAAAAUUUGGAGAAACCUGGAUUGAAUGCCACCGUAAUCGGAUGGGGUAAAAUGGAACAAGCUUCCAAGGGCCAAGAUGCUUCUCGAACAAUCAAGCAUAACUCGUCUACUAUUGGUCCUAUCGCCGAAAUUCCAGAAGAUUCUAGUAUCCAUUUUAUCGCCAAAGUCGCCAAGCUUGUCGCCAAACCCAGAGAUUAUUGA